Messenger RNA from Paraglomus brasilianum, 3750 nucleotides. The record is from the annotation of a GenBank genome assembly. Lineage: Eukaryota; Fungi; Glomeromycota; Glomeromycetes; Paraglomerales; Paraglomeraceae.
AUGUAUUCAGAGGAACUAGACGAGCAGCGAGUAGCUCUCUUCCAGCAACUCAAGCCACUCUGCGUAUCUUUGCUCCAAUCUGUACCGGCCAAACGCUCAAAUACCACUCGAAUCACACUACUACUAUCAACCCUUCAUUCAACUCUUGCUUCCGUUUCCAAUGCCUCCAAUGUGUUAACUCUUAAUUUGAUUGAAUAUGUGUUUAAUAGUUUACAGCAUUUAUUCCAGACAGCAGAGUGUCCUCGAAACGACGCGUUCAUAGAAGGAUUCUUAAAAUGUACGCUUGUUAUGCUAGAGGCCAGUUGGUGGCAGUAUAUGACACCAACUUUAUAUAGGCAGUUAUUUAUAUUUUUUGUCAGUAUCAUUGAAGGACCAGAACGAAGCAAGGAAAGGGAGAGGAACAAGGAAAGGAAUAAAAACAACGGACAAAAAGAAUCUAUUAAGAAGCCUGGCGAAAAACUUGAUCACAAGUCCGAUGAAAAUUCUAAUGAUAACGAUAAUACAGCAAGUCAGAUAGAUUCAUUGUCGGAAGAUACAAAACUCAUUUGUCUUUGCUGUAUUCUAGCGCUUAAUCCGCCUCAUAGUCAGCAGCAGUCACUUCGGCAGGAACUUUGCGAUCCCCAAAUGCGCAUUGUAUCAGGCCGUUGUAUAUUCAUUCUACUUGAAUAUAUCAAAUCAGAACGAAUGCUCGAGCUAAGAGUACGGUCCCUGGAGACACUUCAAAUGAUAACAAACAGUCUAGAAGAUGCGAGCAUUGUAGCAUCAUUUCUACCUGGAGUCGUCAGCACACUCGGAAAUACUUUGAUAGAAAGUCAAAAGGAAAAUCACCGAUUACUGACCAGUAUAGUAGACGUAUUAGGUGAUAUAAUAGUGCUAGUCAUGAAGGAUAGUGUGAACGAUGAUAUAAUAACGAAAAUUGAAGAUUUACAGGAUUUGAAAAUAUUUACCAACACGGCCGAAGACGCGAGUGAGUUAAAAAAGGAACAAUCGGAAGAGCGAAAACUUAUGUAUAUUAAUCGUACUAAUUCAUGGCACAAAGCAACGUCAUAUCAAAUAAAAACACUUCUCUCUCGAAUCUUUACUAUUCGUAAUCACUCAUCUGCCCACUUGCGUCUUUCCUUUUCCAACUUUUCUUAUAAGCUACUUUUUUCAUGUUCCAAUUCUCUUUCUUCGUCCCUAGCCAUCCUUCUCGAGACAUUACUGCUGUACUUGUCAGACUCGUAUAUCGAAGUAUCCAUUCCCACAAAACAUCACAUGGUAUCUUUACAACAUCAACAUGGGACAAGGUUCGAACAAUUGUUUGUUCCUACAAUAAAGGAGAAUCUGGACAAGUGGCUGACAAAUUUGCCAAGAUAUCUGAUGGGAAUAGACGAGAAUGCAAAGAGAACAGUCUUGGAUCUUAUAUCUGGACAUGUGAGAGUCUUGGGCAGGGAAGUGCAGAGCGUGCUGAAUAACAGCCUGAUCAGAAUGUCGUUUGGAUUGUUGGCCGCUGUUGAAUUUGACAAAAGUGUAGCUAGGGUUGGUUUAGUUGAGAGAGAUUUCGGAGCCAUAGAAGGGAUAGAUUCUGGAAUUACAGAAGAUGCAAGAAAAAUCAGUGAAGUGGUUACUGCAUCAUCGUCAAUUAUUCCCGCUUUUCCAUCAACAAACUCAAUUCUUUACUCUUACUAUUCCCCGGUCCCGUCUUCUCUGCCUCCAUUUCCUCGAAUCCCUUUUAAAUACCUUAGCGAUUCAGCAGUUCAUCAUUCGCUCUCCACACUUUUCAGACUCUUUGGCUAUUAUGGUAACCUCUCGUUCCUUAUUGACCAUUUCCUCUCAUUCGCACAGAACAACUCGCCAAGAUUUCAUGCCGAGUGCGUAUUAAUUGUCAACGAAAUAGUGUUGGGUGCCGGUGGAUAUGAAAUGAGUGAAGAAGAGAAUGAUAUCAGAGGUAGGCGAGAAACAAGAAUGGGAAAUGAAUCCAGCAAGGAUUUCUUCGAUGUAAAAGGAAGAGCGGCUAAUGAUUAUAAAAACGUAAAAGAGAUCGCCAAAGGGUUGGUUACAGAGUACGUUGAAUGGAAUAGAGAAAAGACAGGAGAACGUGUAAAUGAGACGGGUGAGGAAUAUGCAACUGUUCGAUCUAUGCGAGAUAUCACCUUACAUCAUAAUGUCCAGACAGCGAUACCACCGUCUGCUCUUGCUGCUCCAACAUAUACUCACGCGAGCGUAGUAAUACUACAAUCUCAACUUCUCCGCGGCAUAUCGAUAUUAGCCACAAUCCUUUCUAAUGCCUUCCGUCCUCUCCUUCUUACUGCUCUAUAUCCUAUUCUUUCUUCACUCACCUCUCCACACUCGCUUGUUUCAAGUACAGCCCAAACAGCCCUAGUUCAUGUCUCUUACGAAUGUGGAUAUGCCUCUCCAUCUGAACUCAUUCUUGAUAAUCUUGAUUACAUUGUUAAUGAUGCAUCAAGGAAAUUGCAAAAGCUGCGAGAAGAAAUGGAAGUGAUUGAUGUGUUGAGCAUGGUUGUUAAGAUUGGGGGAAUUGGUGUGUUGCUCUAUAUCGAAGAUAUUGUCGGAGAGAUAUUGAUGCAAAUGGACAAAUGGAAUUUGGACGAAGACGUUGUUGAAAGACUAUCGAGAGUGCUUGAGAAUGUUGUGUUAGUCGUUGGAAAUGAGCAAAAGAACGGUAAGGGCACCAGUGAUAUGAAAGGAGAUGAUGGUGUGUUGGAAGAGGACAAGACAAGCAGAAAAGUGAAUGCGUCUAUAAAUACUGUUACGACUGAAUAUGGAAUAAUAUCAUCAGAAAUAGCAGAUUUCAUCGCGUCAUACUCUCCAGACGUACCAUGUCGUCUGCUUCCAUCCGAGAAAGCAACACUUGAUGAAAUUGGUGAAUACUUUCUCAACAUUCAUCGACAGAAAGAAUCGCAAGAACUCUCAACAGACCAAGAUGCGUUCAACAGUGACAGCAUAGCAGAGCACAACGACUCUUCUCAGUCUCCAGAGGCAACCCCAGUUCCAACACAGUCCCAACAGAUAACGCUCUCGAUUGUUGAUAAACUUGUGCACUUUCUUCCUGCUUCGUCGUCACAUCUUCGUUACACUGCUCUUAAUAUCAUCCGUUCGGCUCUUUCUGUUUUUUAUUCACUUCCUAAUGAACUGAAUCCGCUAGUUCAUCGCUUAUGGCCAUUGAUUAUAAACAGGUUGGGUGAUGAAGAACAUUAUGUAAUACUUGCGGCUGCAGAAGUAAUCGAGACGAUCGCGAUAACAAGUGGUGACUUUGUUAUGAGGAGGAUUAUUGAUGAUGUGUGGCCAAGGUUUAAAACGUUGUUGGGCAGACGAGGAAAAGGUGCGAGUAAUAUGGUAGACAUUUGGGAAUAUUCGAUUAGUCAUCGAAUGAAAGUAUCUAUUUUGAGAACUAUGUGUGUUACUGUAAAGAAUGUUGAAUUAACCAACGAGAUGUUAUUCGAGUUGAUUGAUGUAAUGUAUCCAUUACUAAACAAGAGACAACACGAGAGAAUACAGAGUGUCGUGACAGAGCUGUUCGGGGCUAUUGCUGAGAGACAUGCAGACGCCGUGUGGUUGAUAACAAAAGGAUUGGUUAAAGAGUAUUCGGUAGUUAGAGUAGAAAAGAGACAUGUGGAUGAUGAGGUGAUGCGUGAUAUUGUAUGGCCUGAGCAUUUGCACAAGUAUUCAAAAGAAGAUGGAGGAGAGGCAUACCGAAAUAAUGUAGACAAGAUAUUGGAAAAAAUACAACCACAGGAAGUUAAAUCAUAA